This is a messenger RNA of Sander lucioperca (pikeperch), 1371 nucleotides long. It is a transcript of the gene mtif3, whose product is annotated as mitochondrial translational initiation factor 3. NCBI's taxonomy places the organism in Eukaryota, Metazoa, Chordata, Actinopteri, Perciformes, Percidae. Gene Ontology annotation, molecular function: ribosome binding; translation initiation factor activity. Gene Ontology annotation, cellular component: mitochondrion. Gene Ontology annotation, biological process: mitochondrial translational initiation; ribosome disassembly. The record is from RefSeq and is a predicted model, not a curated record.
UCUGACUCAAAUUAAAUGAAGAAGUACAUGGCGGAAGGGCACAACAGUCACCCUGAGAUAGUGGGGAUAUUGAUGUACAGAACUUCCUGUGUGUGAAUUGGAGAACAAGGUUGUGUGAGGUGGAUGCUGAGCCAUACAGUGAAAGCUGUGUGUGGUGGCAGCAGCAGCUGUGGCUACUGGACACCAGCAUCAAGAUUCACCAUAUGCAGUGAAAGAUCCAACAUCAUUGCUUCCUCCUGGAGAUGGUCUCCAUUCUCCACUGCUGGAGACGACACAGAACAGACUGCCGCUCCAAAGAAAAAAAAGCAAGAUCCCCGAGGUCAUGCCACAAUCAGCGCAGUCGGCCGUAAGAUCCCGCAGCGUGAGAUACAGGUGAUAAGUGAGACAGGCGAGAACCUGGGCACCAUGCACCGCGCAGAUGUGAUCAGAGUCAUGGACGAGCAGGGUCUCAAAUUGGUGCUGCUCAGUGAACACAAAGAUCCUCCCGUCUACCGGCUGAUGAGCGGCAAACAGAUCCAUGAAGAGCAGCUGAAACUGCGGGAGAAGCAGAAAGCAAAAGCAGCCCCCGUGCAGGUGAAGGAGCUCACCUUUUCAUCCGGCAUCGCAGCUCAUGAUCUCUCAACCAAGAUGAAACAAGUGGAGAGUUGGCUGGAGAAGAAGAACCAUGUUAGAAUUACUUUGCGAUCAGGACGUGGCGGACCUGCAGUCAACCUGGACACAACUCUGGAGCAGAUAGUGCAACAAAUGGAGGUGAUGGUGGGAUUUGUUUCUAAGCCAAAAGCCAUACGUGACGGUCAAGCAGCCAUGUGCAUCCUCCGACCACCUUCAGCAAAGGAACUGUCACAAAAAGGGAAGAACAUGACCGCAGCUUCGCAGUCCGACGACUCGAGUUCGAAUGCCACGGAGAGCAAAACAACCAUCCCUCCUGUUAGUAACUCGGACACAACAAAAGGGUCUAUACAGCAGUGAUCCAAUGGAAAUAAAACAUUUUCAUAAAAACGAAUUGAAGCCUGUUGCUAAAAUCUCACAUUUUGGUGUAAAAUACCUCAUCAGACUCAACUCGUAGUGUAUUGUGUGUAGGUAUUUAAUAAAGCUUGGUGUAUAAUAAUGAUGCAUCCAGCGAAAUGGAUUAGUCCUCUGAAAGUUUCAACGGUGGCAGAGAUACACUAGUCCCAAAACGUUGUGGAUGUGCAGAGUGUUUUUAAUGAAUGUAUUCACUUCUACUACAUCUGUACUAAAACAUAUCACAGCCAAUAAUCUGCUAACUGGUCAGCUUGUUGCAUUAGGCUUUUACUUUCACUUUAUAGUUACCUAAACACUGAAUUUUAUUUAUAAGCGCAGUUCAUCAUUCACAGGUUGCAUUCUUGAAAA